UUGUUCUUUUUUUUUUUAGCUAGCGGCUAUUCUGGUCUCUCUUUUUUUCUAAACCGUAACUUGAAGUAUUAAGAAGGACAAGCUCAAGCAUGCCUGCUGUUGUUUGACUUGAGAUCAAGCAGGGGAAUAAAACAAAAGCCUGCCCGAACUUGAAAUGACUGUUUAGAGACGUGAUGCCGACAGAUUAACGGUAUUUGCUGUUAGCAUGGAAAACGUUUUCCUGAACCUCCCUCGUGCUCCUCCGCAGCAACGGGGGCGGAACCGGAGAGGAGUGACGGCUCUUUGAUCUGUUUCUUCGAGUAAAGGCAAAACCAGUCGAAGAUGCCAUUUCACGAGGGAGUCUACUACCCGUACACCAGUGACACCCAGGGGACCCACUCGUCAGCUGGGAUCCCCUCUCUUCUGAAUUCUCCUCUCAGCCAGAACAUUGUAAACGGCCACACAGCAUCAUCUGCACCAGGCAUGACUCCGUCCAGCACCACCUCCGCCUUUCUCCCUUUCAAGUUCCGCCCACGCAGAGAAAGCGUGGACUGGCGGCGGAUCAAUGCAGUGGAUGUAGACUUAGUAGUGAGCCAGCUGGAUGUGGAUGCCCUUCAGGAGCACAUCAGCAUGGUGACCUUCUGCAGCUUGGAGGGGGAGCGAUGCCAGCGGUGCCAGACCCCCGUGGACCCAGCUCUGCUGAAGCUCUUGCGCCUUGCUCAGCUCACGGUGGAGUGGCUCCUCCACUGCCAGGACUUUCUCUCCCUUAAUCUGCGUGCGGCGGAGGAGAGGCUGUCGGCCACCGCCAGGGAGCGUGAGCAGCUGCUGGUUCAGCAGAAGAAGCAGGAGGAGAAGGUGAAGGCGCUGACUGCAGAGCUCAAGCAGCGAAAGAAGGUUAUUCGCACCCAGCAGUCGCUGCUCGCCCCACGAAUCAUCAGCAGCCACAAGUGCCUGCAUUGUGAGAAAUCGUUCCUCAAUGCCUCCUUUCUGCAGAAUCACAUGCAGCGGAGGCACCCUGAUGAGUACGAGAGCAAGCUGAACUCCCACAGUGAGCAGAAAUCUGAGAUUAAUAGUCUCAAAUUGGAGAUCAGCAGUCUGAAGGAACAGAUUGUUCAGCAACAGCAGGUGUUAGAAGCCAAAAUAGCUCAGGAACAAGAACAACAAUCGAUGCACAAAGACCUGUUGAGAGAAUUGGACCGUUUUAAGGCCGAGGAGAUGGCGCGCAUGGACAGAAAGAUAGAAGACAGCAGGGACGGCAUGCGCAGAGAGAUGGAAUUUCUUUACAACCGAAAUAUUCAGGCUCUCAAUGAAGUAAAUCAGAAUCAGACAGCCAAGCAUGAAAGGUCAGCCAGCCCUGUGCACUCACAGCCAGAGAGAGAUGUGGACAUGUACAAAGAGAUCCAAGCCAUCCAAAAGCUGGAACACCAGCUGAAGAAACAGGAUAAGAAGUGGGAAUCCAGACUGCAAGAAAUGAAGGUUCAACACGAGUCUGAAAAGAAUCAGCUGCUGAAUGAGCUGAGCAAAAUGCAGUCGUCUUUAUCAGAGUACCAGGAGCAAAGCCAGAGGCAGCAGCAGGAGAUGAGGAAGAGGCUGCAGGAAAAGGAGCAAACCAUCAAGGCUCAGAGGGAGCAGAUAAAGACCAUUUCCUCAAAUCCACCUACAAAAGUAGCUGAAGUACCAGUCACUGUCAGUCCUCCAGCUUUGGAACCUAAACAAAGAAGAAUUGUAGUCGAGGAGCCAGUCUCUGUUCUUAAGCUGGAUCCUAUUCAGGAGGUGUCAGAAGAGGAGAAAGACUCGAGCAGCCAGUCAAACAGAAAGGUGGUGGAGAAGAAGCCUGAGCCGGCUCCAGAGAAGAAGCCAAGGGUGAACACAAGCGUUUUGAAAAGGAACUCCAACAUAAAGAGAGAGAUACAAGCAGAGCUUGAACAGGCUCUGAUCAAGAAGCUGGAGAACUUGGGGGUCAAGCCUGAUCAGAGCGGUCUAAAGAACAAGGAGCUCACUGCGAUUCUGUCCAAGCUGGAUUCAAAGCGGGAGAGUGUUGCAAAGUCGAUGUCUGGCUACUGGAACCACCGGGAAGAGAUAAAGAGCAUUGUGGAGCAGAAGCUGGGUGCUCAAAGCACCAGCAAUCCUGCUGCAUACUCUCAGCCUAGAUCCAGACACCCUGUUCAAGUGUUGCAGAUCCGCCCUCGCUCCAGCAGCCUGCCCUCCAGAGCCAGCCAGGGGGCGUCUGCUUCUGCAAUCAGACAGCCUAAGACCCCUCAGCCAGCACCAAGGACCAAGGCCACCGCCCAAUUCAAGACCUCUACACCCAACUCCAAGACAGCCUUAAAGAGCUUUGCUACCAAGACUCCUCCCUUCAGUUCAGAGGAGGAAUCUGAGGAUGAUGUCACAGAAGAGGAUGAGGAACAGCCCCUAAAACACCAGCAGGGGAAAUCACCACAACCCAGAUUUAACCAAGCAACCCAAAUCCAAACUAGAGCUGACAAAGCCAGUCCUGUCCAGGACAGGCAGGCUAUUUUCAGGCAGUCGCCUAUCUCCAACAUUCAGUACUCCAAAGUGGGUGGUGUAACCAAGACUGCGGUCACAAAACUAAAGAGCGAUGAAGAGGAAGAUGAUUGGUCAGAAGUCAGCGAGCAGCAGGAGACUGACCUCCAGAAUUACAAAGACCAGAACGGCAAUGUGGAGAAGAAAAACCACGGGAAAGAAAACAAAAUCAGUGACCUGGCGAGAAAAAUGGAGAAGCAGUUUGCUGAGAGAGCAGUCAAGAAACCACCCGGUGGCGUUAGCGUCUUACCAGAGAGGGCGGAUGAGGUUCAGGAACUCAGUUACACAGAUCUAGAGGAGAGCAGCGAGUGGAUGGUCUCCUCCUUAGAGGACCGACGGGAUAUGUCAAAACCAGCCCAGGAUUCAGGACCAAUGAGGAAAAGCCUGGAAUCACGAAGCACUAGUGUCUGGGGAACCCCCACAGAGAAGGGUCUUAAAUCAGGUCUAACUGAAGCUGGAACAGGAAGCACGCUAAAGAGCAGCCUGUGCUCCCUGAGUGACAUCAGUGACUCUGAGGACAUCAGCUGAUCACACAAAGAAACCUCAGCCACCUCCUCUGGCAACUACAAUCAAUCAUAAAAAGCCAUAUUAUAAAAGCUGUAAAUAGAGGAAAGCAAUAUUUCACAAAGGUAGCUAGGAUUCAGAGGUUGGCAUAGAAAAGGUGGCCAUCUAAUCAAUACCAUAGACCUCGAAACUCUCUUCUUGCCUUAGUCUUUUUUACUGUUUAUCUUUUAAUAGAUUGUCUUCUGUUUUUCUUGUUUCGUUUUUUACUCAUAUACAAUCCAAACUUUAAAUGAGAUACUGAUUUUGGUACUGUAUGUAGAGUGGGUACGAUUUUGUAUAUCCCAUUUUAUAAUGUAUGUGACUUUGUAAAUAAAAUAUUUAUACAA
This is a messenger RNA of Pundamilia nyererei, 3413 nucleotides long. RefSeq names its product DAZ interacting zinc finger protein 1 (gene dzip1). NCBI's taxonomy places the organism in Eukaryota, Metazoa, Chordata, Actinopteri, Cichliformes, Cichlidae. The transcript is spliced from 19 exons. Gene Ontology annotation, cellular component: ciliary basal body; cytoplasm. Bases 322 to 3051 code for a protein of 909 amino acids. The record is from RefSeq and is a predicted model, not a curated record. Gene Ontology annotation, biological process: cilium assembly.